Molecule: messenger RNA, 1197 nt
Organism: Cylindrotheca closterium
Lineage: Eukaryota; Bacillariophyta; Bacillariophyceae; Bacillariales; Bacillariaceae
Source: the annotation of a GenBank genome assembly
AUGAUUGGUCUCAAAGCAGUCAUUUCAGAAGGAUCCUCUCUGAGUGCCUUUUCAGAUCGAUUAAUUAAGCCACAAGUUACAAUCGUAGACUACACUGUAGCAGCAAUGUCAUCGUUCGAAGAGGAUGUUGAAUCAGCCAUUCCGGCCAUGUUCUAUAUGUUCGCAGGUGCAGAUGACUCCCAGACUGCAGCUGACAUUCCCAACAUUGAUGCAUUUGAUCUUCCUGAUCCAGAUGGAAAAUCUGGUGGCGCUUGCACUUCAGCUCUUUUGCAGGCUCUUUACCGGGAUGAAGGAGAGGAGAAUGUUACUUAUACAUGGCUGCAGACACUAGAGAUCAUGAGGGAGAAGAUUGAAGAUAUGGGACUUACGCAGCUGCCUCAGUUGUUAUCUUCUAGACCUAUUGAUGUCAACGAGGAGCUUUGCAUUGUACCACCAGAGUGUGAAGGCAUCAAACGAGCACUGCUGGUAGGCAUCAAUUAUGUCGACGAGGAAAACAAAUUGUCUGGAUGCCAUAACGACGUCCGCAACAUGAAAUAUUAUCUAAUGGAUUAUCUAGGAUUUGAGCGACAAAAUAUGCUCAUUCUGGAAGAUGAUGAUCUCCACCAUUUCCCCACGAAACAACUCAUUUUGGACGGGUUCCGAACGCUGGCACAGGUCAGUCAGCCGGGGGACAUUAUCUUUAUUCAUUUUUCAGGUCACGGAUCCAAGGUUGUAGACAGAGAAUCAAAUGGAGGAGACAGUUUUGAUGAAGUUUUGAUACCUGGUGACUACAGAGAUAGUGGACCCAUUUUCAAUGAUGAGAUAUAUCACUUAUUUGUGACUCAGGUACAGGCUGGGGUUCACGUAGUUGCCGUGAUUGAUUGUUGUCAUUCAGGAACCGCAGUGGACUUGCCAUAUCUUUGCCAGGCAGGUGAAGAAGAAAUCCACAUUGAUGAUGCAUUUAAAAUGCCCGUCGAUGGAAGUGGAGGCAUCAAGGAACGCUCAAUGAAGACAUCCGGAAAGAAAAAGAAGAAGAAGAAGAAGGACAAGGACAGUGGAGAGGAGGCACCCAAGAAGAAGAAGAAGAAGAAGAAGAAGCCAGUCGAAGGGGAAGAAGAUGCUCCACAAGACGAUGAAUAUGCCGAGGAAGAGCGAGAACCUGAUAGCGACAAGAAGAAGAAGAAACGAUUCUUUGGGUUUGGAAAGAAGAAAAAAUAA